UUAAGCGCCAUUUUCGAUUAUAGCUGUUUUCAAAACAUUAGUGAUCACUUCAGAAUGCCUGCUGCCAAGAAAAAGAAGGGUCAGAAAGCCGCUGAAGUAGUGGCAGAACCCAUGGAAGUGGUGGAAAAUGAAGGCGAUGCUGAUCCUGCUGAUGGAGAGGAUCUGGUGACCAGUGUCGUUUCUCGUCAGUUCAAUCCAGAAGAUUUCGGAGAAAUUGAAAUACCACCUGCUGCUGUAAGUGUUGCAACAUAUGAGAUACAUGGACCUAGAUUGAUGAUCACUCACAUCGUCAAUGAGAAUUUCAAAUCCUAUGCUGGUACCCAAACUCUUGGACCAUUCCACAAGAGUUUUACAUCCAUCAUUGGACCAAAUGGAAGUGGAAAGUCUAACGUGAUUGAUUCCAUGUUAUUUGUGUUCGGUUUCCGUGCCAACAAGAUUCGUUCCAAAAAGAUCAGUGUGCUUAUUCACAAUAGUGAGAACCACACCAACAUUCAGGGAUGUACUGUCAGCGUUCACUUCCAGAAGAUCAUUGAUACAGGGCCAGGAGAUGAUGAGUACACUGUCGUACCUGAUUCAAAGUUUGUCGUAGCCAGAACAGCAUUCAAAGACAACAGCUCGUACUACACUGUAGACGGCAAGCGACAAACCUACAAAGAAGUGGCAAUGAUUCUCAGAGGUAGUGGAAUUGACCUGGACCACAACCGCUUCCUCAUCCUACAGGGUGAAGUUGAACAGAUCGCCAUGAUGAAGCCCAAGGGAUUGACAGAAAGCGAGGAUGGCAUGUUGGAGUUCUUAGAAGAUAUUAUCGGCAGCAAUCGCUUCAAAGAACCAAUUGAUCUCCUUGCCAAACGGGUAGAAACACUGAAUGAAAUGAGAGGUGAAAAGUUGAACAGAGUGAAAGCUGUAGAAAAGGAGAAGGAUGAUUUGGAAGGAUCCAAAAACGAAGCAGUAGAGUUUCUGUCUUUGGAGAAUGAGAUUAUUCGUCAUAAGAACAAAUUGUACCAGAAAUAUGUUAAGGAGUGUGCCGUUAAUGAAGAAAAAGCAACCGGACAGUACAACAAGAUCAACGAGGGGAUGAAAGAGGUCAAUGAAAAGAUGCAGUCCAUCACAGAUGCAAUGAAAGAAAAGGGCAAGGAGCAUAAACGUAUCCUGAAGCAGUAUGAACAACUGGUAGUUAAAGGAGACGAGGCCAAGGAACGAUUCAGUGAAUUUGAAAAACAGGAUGUGAAAUGUCGAGAAGACAUGAAACACACCAAGUCCAAAGCUAAGAAGCUCGAAAAGACACUGGAACAAGAGAAAACGAAGGUGGAAGAAUUUAAGGCUAUGCCAGAGCAGACAGAACAGGUUAUCGCAGAUCAUCGUCGCAAGUUAGAGAGACUGGAGAAAGAUAAAAAGAAGGAAGAGGAAAAGCUUGCUGAAGUGAUGGAAGGCUUGAAGACCGAGACAAAAGGUUUACAAGAAGAGAAGGAGAAAAAGGAGGAAGAGUUAUUAGGCCUACAGAAAUCUGUAAACGACACCAAAUCUAAGUUAAACAUUGCCCAAUCGGAACUGGAUAUCUAUCUAAGUACCCAGCAGAGCGAGACCUCAAAGCUGGAGGAGAUGCAGAGGAACCUGAACAAGGCUUGUACUACAGUCAAGGACAGACAAAGCUAUUUGAAAGAUCUCAAAAAGAAGUUACCAGAAACAGAGAAUGUAAUUGAAAAAGCCAAGAAAGACAUGGAGCUUGUCACAGCUACUGAACUCAAGUGCGCAAACGAGCUGAGGAGUGUAAGAACCAAGGUAGAAGAGGCUAGGAGCUCUAUGCAGGCAGCUAAGAGACAAGGCAAGGUGAUAGAGGCUCUGAUGGAGGCCAAAAAACGGGGAGUAAUGCCAGGAGUCUGUGGUCGUUUGGGUGAUCUUGGUGCCAUUGACAUGAAGUAUGACGUUGCCAUAUCAACAGCCUGUGGAGCUCUUGACCACAUCGUGGUGGACAGCAUCAAUACGGCCCAGCAGUGUGUCCAGUUCCUCAAGAAGAACAACAUUGGGUCCGCUACCUUCAUAGGCCUGGAUAAGAUGGCUAAGUGGAAAGAACACACCAAAAGAAAAAUAUCACCGCCAGAAAAUGUACCUCGCCUAUUUGACCUUGUAAAGACAAAAGAUGAUAGCUACCUACCUGCUUUCUACUUCGCCUUGAGGGAUACACUUGUGGCCAAUGACCUUGAGCAGGCCACAAGGAUAGCCUAUGGCAAGACUCGUUACAGGGUGGUGACACUUCAGGGACAGCUAAUAGAUCAGUCAGGUACAAUGUCUGGUGGAGGAAAGUCAGUGUGCAAAGGAAGGAUGGGCUCGGCUGUUGUCGCAGAUGUUGACCCGAAGGAGCUAAACAACCUGGAAAAUUCUCUAGAGAAGCUGGCAAAUGAUGCUCAACAGAGUCGAGCCAAUAAAGAGAGACUGGAAGACCUUAUCAGGGAGCAAGAGAAAUCUCUUAAUAAUAUUAAACACACCAUAGAAAAGUGUGAGAUGGACAUCAAGGCUAUGUCUGAACAGGAAACAAACUUGACUGCACAGAUCAAAGAACAGGAAGCCAGGGUCAAAGCUGCAGCACCAGAUGAGAAAGAACUUAAACAGCUGGAGAAAAAAGUCGGAGAAUACAAAAAAGAGUAUGAAAAAGCCUCUGGAGUCACUGCUAAGAUUGAAAAGGAAGUUCAAAGAUUACACAAUGAGAUCAUGGAUAUUGGAGGGUCAAAGAUGCAGGCAGUCCAGUGUAGAGUAGAUGCUGUAUCCAACCAAAUUGACCAGGUCACCGGCCAAAUCACCAAGGCACAGGUUGCACUUAAAACCACCGCUAGGAACCUGAAGAAGGCAGAGGAGAAAGUAGAAUCAGUGGAAGAAGAAAUUGAAGAUAAUAAGAAAAAGAUUGCAGAGCUAGACACACUCUUCAAACAGCUGGAGGAAGACGCUACAUCUGUGUUACAGAAUUACCAGGGUUUAAAGGACAAGAUAAAAGAGGCAGAUGAGGAGCUGAGUGGGGUGAAGGCCGAGAUUGCCAAGCAUGAGGAGGAGCAAAAUCAACUACAGAAGGAAGUAGUGGAUGUCAGACACGAGUUGGAGAAGUUUGAUGGCAUCAUCAAAUCUAAUCAACAGAAAAUUAAACAUUGGAAAAAGGAGAUGGGACAGUUGACCUUGACCCCUAUAGAGGGUAAGGGAGAGACAGACCUACCUACAGUUGAGGAGGAGGAACUGGCCACUCUUGACAAGGAAGCCACCCAGUAUGAGAUUACUGUCUUAGAGGAGAAACUGGCUCAGAUGAAACCCAACAUGGCUGCCAUAGCAGAAUAUAGGAAAAAGGAGACACUUUACCUGCAACGUGUCGGUGAACUUGACCAGAUUACUGACGUCCGUGACCAACAGAGGAAAUACUUUGAGGAUCUGCGGAAACAGAGACUGGACGAGUUCAUGGCUGGCUUCAGUGUCAUCACAAAUAAACUUAAGGAGAUGUACCAGAUGAUCACUCUCGGUGGAGAUGCUGAACUUGAGCUUGUAGACUCGCUUGAUCCAUUUUCUGAAGGAAUUGUGUUUAGUGUACGACCUCCCAAGAAGUCAUGGAAGAAUAUCUCUAAUCUAUCCGGAGGUGAAAAGACUCUCAGCUCUCUUGCCCUGGUAUUCGCCCUGCACCAUUACAAACCAACACCUCUCUAUGUUAUGGAUGAGAUUGACGCCGCUCUCGACUUCAAGAAUGUCUCCAUUGUAGCUAACUACAUCAAGGAGAGGACAAAGAAUGCACAGUUCAUCAUCAUUUCCCUGAGAAACAACAUGUUUGAGUUGGCUGACCGUCUCGUGGGCAUAUACAAAACAGACAAUUGUACAAAAUCUGUAACGAUCAACCCUAACAGACUGACGCAACCUCUCAGUGUCGCGUAACCUUCAACCCCGACCUUCAACUCCGACCUAAAACUGUCUUACAUCUCUCAUUGUCGUGUAACCUUCAACUUCGACCUCCAACUGUCUUACAUGUCUCAUUGUCGGGUAACCUUCAACUCCGACUUCCAACUGUCUUACACCUUUCAGUGUUGUGUAACCUUCAACUUCGACCUCCAAUUGUCUUACACAAACUAAGUGCAGUGUAACCGUUGAUUGUCUUACACAAAUUCUCAGCACAGUGAUACAAACUCGGUGCAGUGUAUUCAUCAUCUCUGACUGUCUUGCACAAACUUCCCUUCACACUACAUGAUCCAAGAAUGUAUUUAAACAAGAAUGUUUUCACAGACCAAAGUUAAGACACUUUGCUGGGGAUUUAACAUUCUUUCGUUAGGAUGAUUUUCAUUCAAAACUCUGUUUUUACUUGUUAAAGAGAAAGAAUUGUUACCAUGGAGAUGUUCUGUUGUGACUUGUUAAAGGGAAGAAACAGUAUCUUAGGAGAUGUUUAUAUUCAGCCAGUGUCAGUUUUAUUUGUUAGAGCAAAAAGAAUCUCUUAGAUUUUUGGGGAGGGAACAUUAGGCUGUUCAAUAAGUGAUUUAUAAGUGAUGCUAAUGAAGAUAAAAAAUUGAAAUGUACAUAUUAGGUCUGAGGAUUUAUAGAUUACGACUAGAGUACUAGAGUAGUCAGUGGUUUACUGAAACCUAUUGGAUAAACAGUAUUUUAAAAAAAAAGUGUGAUUUGGAGUCUUAUGAUUGGUUUAUUUAGGGGAUGGGGAUUGAAGAUUUUUAUUUGAUUUUGUGGCCUAGAAAUCCUUUAUAUUUACCAUUGGAUUGUUGAAUUAUGUAUAACCCAACCUAAUUCAGAAAACAUUCAUAUCUGCUAUGAAUGCAAUGAUCUUUUACUACAUAUUCCACCAUCAUUACAUAAUGCUAAAAAUGGAUACCAGAGAUCACAGAAUCCCCUUGGUCAAUUGCUGUUUUGUUUUUAGAAAAAAAAAAGCAAAAA
This is a messenger RNA of Pecten maximus, 4902 nucleotides long. RefSeq names its product structural maintenance of chromosomes protein 4-like. Gene Ontology annotation, cellular component: chromosome. The coding region runs from base 55 to 3900 and encodes 1281 amino acids. The record is from RefSeq and is a predicted model, not a curated record. Gene Ontology annotation, molecular function: ATP binding; protein binding; ATP hydrolysis activity. NCBI's taxonomy places the organism in Eukaryota, Metazoa, Mollusca, Bivalvia, Pectinida, Pectinidae. The transcript is spliced from 25 exons. Gene Ontology annotation, biological process: mitotic chromosome condensation.